Temnothorax curvispinosus is the source of this 2285-nucleotide messenger RNA. RefSeq names its product monocarboxylate transporter 9-like. The record is from RefSeq and is a predicted model, not a curated record. Gene Ontology annotation, molecular function: monocarboxylic acid transmembrane transporter activity. Bases 128 to 2092 code for a protein of 654 amino acids. The transcript has 10 exons. NCBI's taxonomy places the organism in Eukaryota, Metazoa, Arthropoda, Insecta, Hymenoptera, Formicidae. Gene Ontology annotation, biological process: transmembrane transport; monocarboxylic acid transport.
GUUUGUGGCAUGCCCUGCUUAGUCGGAAACCGUCUACCUUCGAUUAUCGUGGAAGUGUAUCGGAAUCAUUGACGUUUGCAUUAAAUUUAUCUAUCAAUAUUCUGCUAGAGACGCGAUUUAUCGUAAUAUGACGGUGACAGAAGUCAACGGUACGACGAUAAAUGCGCCCAAUUUGAACAACGCUGUCGAAAGUGAAAAGAAGAAUGCAACUGCAAAGAUAGAAGAACUGAUUAAUGAAGAGGAUGAAAUUACUCUGGAAGAUUUGGCGCCAGAUGGUGGCUGGGGAUGGAUGAUUGCAUUGGCAAUGAUAUUAAUUCUCUUUACCACGAUAGGCCCAGGAUCGUGUUUUGCUAUAAUCUUUGGCGAUUUUCUUGAAGAUUCCGGCCAGGCAGGCAUGGCAUCGAGUCUCUUCAAUUCCGUCUUUAUGAUCAAUUAUUCUAUUGCCAGUUUGCUCACCAAUACACUGUUGAAGAGAUAUUCUACAAGACCGGUUGGAACUGUGGGUGCACUCUUCUUCGCGUUAUCUAACAUCGCCCUGGUCUUCGUUAGAAAUAUAUAUGACAUGGCUUUUAUUUAUUUUCUACAAGGUUUUGGAUUGGGCUUGAUUAUGACAAUUACUAAUACGGUUUUCAACUCGUACUUCGUGAAGAAAAGAGCGAAAGUGAUGUACGCGUCGCAAGUCAUUGUUGCGUUAGGCGGAAUUGUUUAUCCUAUGUUGUGCGAAAGGAUGUUGGCGUUGUACGGUUUUCGCGGUACUGCGGCAAUCAUAGGUGCUCUAAGCCUUAAUAGCGUCGUUGGAAUGACAAUGAUGCAUCCCGUGGAAUGGCACGCUAAAAAUCCGGCAGAGGUUCGUGCUGAAAGAGCGCGCGAAAAGGAACAAAAAGUCUUUCAAGAAUUGGCACUAUCGAAUCGUCGUUCAACUAUCCACGUGAUCCACUCAUCUUCCAAGACUAAAUGGAGCAGUCUUCGUAGUCUCAAGGAAGAAAGGGGCACAAAUACACCAUUGCUGAAUGAAGUUUUUAAGCCUUCUGCACAAAGAGUUGCGUCAGUCUCAGCAAUUGAGAGCGGAAUGCGUUGGAGAGCGAAAUCAGGAUCUAUAUGGGAAAGUUUAUCGAGGCGUACAUCGGCUAUCUCGGCCUCUAGCUUAGUUAAUUUGGCGACUCGCACGACUUAUGUACUAAGCGACAUACGGCUUCAUCUAGAAAAGAAGUAUAGUGAAAGACGAACAGAUAAAGAAACGCAGGAGAAGGAAGAGAAACAAAAAAAGGAAAUCCAGGAAAAGGAAGAGAAAGAAAAUAAAGAAAUUCAGGAGGAGGAAGAGAAACAAGAAAAGGAAACUCAGGAGAAGGAAGAGAAACAAGAUAAGGAAAUCCAAGAGAAAGAAGAAAAACAAGACAUUGAAAAAGAACAAAAGGCAAUAAAGUAUAAAAUCAUUCUGAGAGAUCUAGUGGAUAUGUCUCUGGUGAAGAAUAUCUGUUUCAUAAAUUUGUGCUUCGGCGUCAGUUUCGUGUGUACUGCCGACUUUGGUUUCUCUUCUCUACUUCCUCUUAUGAUGACCGAUGCGGGAUACCCGAAAGCCUAUGCCGCACUGAGCGUCACAAUCAGUGGAAUAGCCGAGCUGGCGUCAAAAAUUUUACUGUCAAUUUUUACACUAAUAAUAAACGUAAAAUCAAAGUAUAUAUUCUUUAUCGCCACAAUCUUGAUGGGAUUCGCAAGAAUAGGAUUCCUGCUAUAUGAGGGUACAAUAAAAGGCGCGUUAAUUACAAUAAUGUUAAUUGGAGCCGUGCGAUCGUGGCUGCUGGUCCCGCAGCCUCUGGUUAUCAUAGAAGAUCUCCAAAUAGAAAAAUUUGCCUCGGCUUACGGCCUCAACGCUGCCAUCUGCACUUUAGUCACGAUAAUUUUCGGCGCCAUCGUAGGAAUUAUUAAGGAUUGGACUGGUAGUUACAAAAUGUAUCAAAUUUCUUUACUAGUGUUAAAUAGUGUUUUUAUUUUACCUUGGGCUUUGCAAUUCAUCUUUGUAGACUUCAGAAAAUGGCGAAAGCAACGCGCGCAAGAAACUAACACAAAAUCUAUCGACUAUCGAUGGGAAUGAAGAGAUGUAGAACAUCUCGAGAAUUAGUGACUAUUACUGAUCCACUUAUCAAAUUGCAUUCUUGCUCCUUCUUUAUUAAAAUGUUUAGUAUUCUUAGUUAUUCUCGGUGUACAUACAUGGAGCAAGUUAAUUUUUAUGUAUGUAAAAUAGCUAUCUGCUGGUUAUAAUAUAGAAAAUUUUAUAUUUUAUAAUA